Messenger RNA from Aaosphaeria arxii CBS 175.79, 1790 nucleotides. RefSeq names its product DUF500-domain-containing protein. The transcript has 4 exons. The coding region runs from base 215 to 1468 and encodes 417 amino acids. Gene Ontology annotation, molecular function: actin filament binding; phosphatidylinositol binding. Gene Ontology annotation, cellular component: actin cortical patch. Gene Ontology annotation, biological process: actin cortical patch localization; actin filament bundle assembly. NCBI's taxonomy places the organism in Eukaryota, Fungi, Ascomycota, Dothideomycetes, Pleosporales. The record is from RefSeq and is a predicted model, not a curated record.
CUUGUUUUCCCGCCUCCGCACCGCAGCAACGACAGCAGCGUGACGAGUGACGACCCCUCCCGCCUCUCGCUGGUCAUUCAAUAAUCCCAGGAACAUUACCUUAACUUAACUGGACUUGCCCCAUACUUCUCUUCUUUUUCUUCCUCACUCUUUCUACCUUCCUCUCUACCAUUCCCACUUCCUCCUUCGCGACACUCGUUGCGAAUCACCCAUCAUGCCUUUGGGUCUCAAUAACCCCCUGCCCUCUUCCAUGGGAAGCGAGUGCAGGAAGACUGGAAAGAUUCUAGCAUCAUUCGUAGACCCUCGACAAGCUUUCGGUCCAGACAAAAUCAUUCCUCCCUCGGUCCUCGCGAAUGCAAAGGGUCUUGCAAUCCUCACAGUAUUUAAAGCCGGCUUCCUCGGUACCGCACGUUUCGGAUCAGGUGUCGUCGUAGCUCGUUUGUCGGACGGAUCUUGGUCCGCACCCUCAGCCAUCGGAACGGUCGGCGCAGGUUUCGGUGGACAAAUCGGUUUCGAGCUCACAGACUUUGUCUUUAUUCUCAACGAUGCGAAUGCAGUCAAGACGUUUGCGCAGGCUGGCUCCCUCACUCUCGGAGGGAAUGUGUCGAUUGCAGCAGGUCCCGUCGGCCGGAACGCUGAGGCCGCCGGUGCGGCAAGCUUGAAGAGCGUUGCCGGUAUAUUCAGUUACAGCAAGACCAAGGGUCUGUUCGCAGGUGUCAGUCUCGAGGGCAGCGGUAUCAUCGAGCGAAGAGACGCAAACGAGAAGCUGUAUGGCAGGAGAUGGACCGCAAGGGAAUUGCUCAGUGGACAGGUCCCCGUACCACCGAGCGCCGACCCACUCAUGCGUGUGCUCAAUUCGAGAGCAUUCGGUAGCGGAGGUGGAGGCGCAGGACAAGAUGCUAUGUACAACGACAUUCCAGUCUAUUCAGAAGCGCAGGAUGAUGUUGUCUGGCAAGGCCGACGAGGCUCGGCGUACGGAGAGGGCGUGCGAUCGAACAGGACAGGCUCAAUGGGCGCGGCAGAUGACGAUUAUGUUUAUCGGGACAGACCUGCGCGUGCUAGCACAUGGCAAGACGACGUCUACGACCGCCAACCCUCGUCUGCUGGUAUCAACCGCUCAUUCUCCACACGCGCCAACCCCGGUGAGACAUUCGACCGCAUGGAGAACCGUACACGGAGCGGAACGGCAGGAUCAGGAUUUGGGGACGAUUAUUCCUACAGCGACAGAGGGAAACCAGGCCGACCCACAGCUCCCAAGCCAGUUUUUGGCGCAAAGAAGGCAAACCUCGGUGCUGACCAGGCGAUUGCGAAAUUCACAUUCGAGCCCGAUCAGCCCGGUGAUCUAGGUUUCAAGAAAGGCGAGGUCAUUACCAUCUUGAAGAGGACUGACAACGAGACCGAUUGGUGGACCGGAAGUGUAGGAGACCGUGAGGGCAUCUUCCCAAGCAACUACGUCGAGACUGUAUAGCCUGCCGAUAUCAUUGCAAAACGCUGAUUUAUUUCAAUGCUUCUGAUUCCCUUCCUCGCGCUUUCCAUUACGGAUAGAUUGUCUUAUAUAUACACAGCGAGAAUUUCAUAUCCCAACGGCCUUCUCUACGUACCUUUCGCUGGAAAAAUUGCACUGCAAGUCUUCCGGGCAUAGCAUGGCGUCUAGGGAUUUUUCGCUUUCUGCUCAACCGGCACGUUACGUCAAAUUGGGCACGACAUACCUAGGGUAGACGCUGGAAAUGGACCUUUCACAAUUGCUAUCAAUGCGAUUCUCUUCAUGACAGCUUCUGUUUUCAUAUAAA